Caenorhabditis briggsae is the source of this 876-nucleotide messenger RNA. Gene Ontology annotation, biological process: Golgi organization; Golgi to plasma membrane protein transport. Gene Ontology annotation, cellular component: Golgi membrane. Bases 1 to 876 code for a protein of 291 amino acids. NCBI's taxonomy places the organism in Eukaryota, Metazoa, Nematoda, Chromadorea, Rhabditida, Rhabditidae. The record is from RefSeq and is a predicted model, not a curated record. The transcript is spliced from 4 exons.
AUGGACCUGUUAGAUUUAUACCAUGCUCAUGACUUAUCAUUGGCUACAGAAGAAAGCUAUGAGGUUCACUUUACCAAUAAUAAAAAAUCAGAAGAAGCCGAGGACCGAAAAUCAUCAGAAAGUUCAAGUCCGGAUAGUAAUGGAAAGAAGAAAAAGACACGGAUUGUUCCAUGGGAACCGUAUAAAGCCGCAGUUGCACCGAAUAAAAAAGGAGAUGUGUGUCCAGAGAAGCUUCCGGAAUUGAUUGCAUAUGCAAUGAACUCGAAAUCAGAACAAAACAACAAUAUGGUGAUGAUGGAGAGAAAGGAAUUGAGAGACGAGAGACGGCAGAGAAAAAGUAUGGAACCCCAAACGACGUCAUCAGAGAGGGAGACCGAGUUGGAGAAGGAGUUGGAGACGUUGAGGAAAGAAUUGAAUCUAGAACAAAAGAUGAAUUCUGAACUGAAGAGGUUGAUGAUUGCCACGUUGAGUGAUGAGCUACAAGGACAGGUUGAGGCAUUGACUGAGGAUAAAGUUCGAUUGGCUUAUCGAGUGGAUGAGUAUAUGGGAAAGCUAAUGGUAGAAGACGAAGAAUCCGAUCGGCUACGAAUAGAUCGAGACGUUUGGAAAUGUAAAUUUUUGGCACAAUCCAUUCGAUGUGAUGAACUGACUUCCAAAAAUGAAUACUUGUUGAAGACACUAGUUGGAGUUCAAGAAGCUGUCAAGACUAAAAACGUCACCUCCGAAGAGAUCCGCGACUUUGUUCAACUCGACCUCCAACCCCUAUUCCAUCGUUCUCCAUGCGAAGAAAGAGUUCGUCCGAUAACAGCAAAGUACUCGAACCUAACCAUUUCAUGCUGUAGAAACUGCACUGGUCGUGACAUUCAACUCCUUUAA